Molecule: messenger RNA, 3778 nt
Organism: Tyto alba (common barn owl)
Lineage: Eukaryota; Metazoa; Chordata; Aves; Strigiformes; Tytonidae
Gene: TBC1D22B
Product: TBC1 domain family member 22B
Exons: 13
Coding region: 585-2138 (517 amino acids)
Biological process (GO): activation of GTPase activity
Molecular function (GO): GTPase activator activity
Source: RefSeq, a predicted model, not a curated record
AGUGUUGUGACUGCUGUCACGAAACGGUGCGAGCUCGGCGCUGGGUAUCGGCCGACUCCUCUUCUGCAAGGAGCUGCCAUGAGUCACUGGGAAGCAGCAUUGAUCUGAAGGGGUUGUUUUUCUUACUCCUGAUAAUCUGCUUGCUAUGCCCACCCACGGGGGUGCCUCUGCUUAAUAGCUGUCCUGACUCCUAGAUGCUAAUUAGUCAGCAAACUCUUUCCUAGGCUUGAUCGCUCGUGGGUAAACACAGUGAGCCUUUUCAGCGCUUCCAGCCCCGAGGGGCGGCCGCUGCAGCAGCGAGCCCACCCCUCGCUGGGCUUCACCACCAGGAUCUUUCUGUGCUGUGUUGUUUCCAGCCUCUGCCCUGGAUCUCUGCAUCUCUCCCCUGCCAGCUGGGCCUGUUGCUGCCGCCUCCCCAACAUCAACUGGUUUCCAGCACGCUUUCCAGCUGCACCAGGCUGCCAGCCCCCCUCCUACACAGCUGGGCUCUGCUCGUUUUACUGCCGGGCACCAUCUGCAGCUCCUGGAAACCAGGCCAGCUCUGUUGACCCAAGAGGAGCCUGUCCCUUGUGUGCCAGAUCUGAAUGAGCCCGUCUCCACAGUGGGAUGCGGGACCAUCCUGUGUACCAGGGGAUGGGGAGGACUUGUUUUCCAGAGAUGGUUUUUCAAGCAUUCAACCUGUCUAUGGAGCACAGCAUCCUCCGCUGGAUCCCCGGCUCACCAAAAACUUCAUCAAGGACCGAACCAAGGCCAACGCGCUGCCUAUGAAAAGCAAGAAGGCCUCCAGCUUUCACGAGUUUGCCCGCAACACCAGUGAUGCCUGGGACAUUGGUGAUGAUGAAGAUGAGGACUUCUCUUCUUCCUCUUCUUCUUUGCAAACUCUGAACUCUAAAGUGGCCAAGGCCACGGCAGCCCAAGUUCUGGAGAACCACAGCAAGCUGCGGGCAAAACCUGAGCGGGCCCAGUCCGCUCUCAGCGACAUGCCCACCAACUGCAAGGUCAUCAAGUCCAGCAGCGAGGCUCAGCUCUCCAGGACAUCUGAGGAGGCCUGUGUGCGGACCCCCCUUCAGAAGCAGCAGUCCCUUCCCCUUCGGCCCGUCAUUCCACUCGUCGCCCGAAUCUCUGACCAAAAUGCUUCGGGUGCUCCCCCCAUGACAGUGAGGGAGAAAACCCGCCUGGAGAAGUUUCGGCAGCUCCUUUCCAGCCACAACACGGACCUGGAUGAGCUGAGGAAAUGCAGCUGGCCUGGUGUGCCCAGAGAGGUCCGGCCCGUGACGUGGCGUCUCCUCUCAGGUUAUCUCCCCGCAAACAUGGAGAGGAGAAAGCUGACUUUGCAGCGCAAGCGGGAGGAGUACUUCGGCUUCAUCCAGCAGUAUUAUGAUUCCCGGAAUGAAGAACACCAUCAAGACACCUACCGACAGAUCCACAUCGACAUUCCAAGGACCAACCCACUCAUCCCCCUCUUCCAGCAGCCGCUCGUCCAGGAGAUCUUUGAAAGAAUCCUGUUUAUCUGGGCCAUUCGACACCCAGCCAGCGGCUAUGUGCAGGGAAUCAAUGACCUGGUCACUCCGUUCUUUGUUGUGUUCCUCUCUGAGUAUGUUGAGGAGGACGUGGAGAACUUUGAUGUGACGAACCUGUCGCAGGAUGUUUUACGGAGCAUCGAAGCCGAUAGCUUCUGGUGCAUGAGCAAGCUGCUGGACGGGAUACAGGAUAACUACACUUUUGCACAGCCAGGGAUCCAGAAGAAAGUCAAAGCCCUUGAGGAGCUCGUCAGCCGGAUCGAUGAGCAGGUACAUAAUCACUUUAGGAAGUACGAGGUCGAAUACCUGCAGUUUGCCUUUCGCUGGAUGAACAAUCUGCUUAUGAGGGAGCUGCCUCUUCGCUGCACCAUCCGCCUCUGGGACACCUACCAGUCGGAGCCAGAAGGAUUCUCACAUUUCCACCUGUACGUCUGCGCUGCCUUCUUGAUCAAGUGGCGGAAGGAGAUCCUAGACGAGGAAGACUUCCAAGGCCUUCUGAUGUUGUUACAAAACCUGCCCACGAUACACUGGGGUAACGAAGAAAUUGGACUCCUGCUCGCAGAAGCCUACAGACUCAAGUACAUGUUUGCAGAUGCCCCCAACCAUUACCGCCGAUAGGUGCCAGGACGCGACUCCCUCCUCCCCUCUCCCCCCUGCCCACCCCCUCGUCCUGGCCCGAUCCGAUCACUGUGGCAUUUUUGUCGUCCCAAGUCCUCGGACACUCCAGCCGGGAGCUGCUCCUCGCUGUACAAAGCUCACAGCAACUCUUGUCUUAACUCCUCUUAACGUGUGCCUGUCUGCCACUCCGCGCGCCUGGAUGUGCCACUCCAACGACCGUCAGUAUUUCACGCCGUGCUGGUGGCUCGAGCCAGGGAGAGAGGCUUGAAGGGACUCGAGGUGGGGGGGUGGGAUACGGGGGGACAGUUCGACAGAUAAACUGAGCCGAGGACGAAGCCCUCCUGUCCUCUCCUCCCUCUGCCCUGGGCUUGUCCGGCUGGGACCACCUCGGCUUCGCUGCCUCGUGUUAACCUGCCACCAUCUGCUCCCUUCUCUCUCUGACACCGUUCGCUCCAACUCCCAGAUGAAAAUGCCUUAUCAGAGACCCGCCUGGCUGGAAAAUCCUUCCCCGCUCCCAGGGCGGCAGGGCAAGAAGUUUCUCUCAGGGCCGAGCUUCGCUCCGAGGGUCCGGAGACCCCCAAGCACUUUGCGGGUUCGCGAGAGAGCCCCUCGCGCCUGCCCUCUCUCCUUCUCUCCAUCCUCUGCGCCUCCCUCUCCCCCAGGGCAGCGGGGUGGGCACACACACACACACACACACACACACACACACACACACACGACCACUCCACCCACGCGCGGUUUGAACGAUGCGCGUCAGCUUGACGGGACUUUUGGGGACUGAUGUGCUGUCGGUACAGCCCCCCCACCCCCACCCCGGCCCGAGGGGGAGGCCUGGGGAGGGGGGGCUGGUAGGGGAGCAGCAUCUCCCAAACCCCCCCUUGCAAAGCCCCCGCUCCUCCGAGGCGUUCUGUGUAUAUUGUGUUCUUGUGUAUAUGGGUCAAAGAUGUACUAUAUAAGUCUUCUGUUUGUAGCAGAUAAUGAUUUUAUAUUUAUAACGUGCACCCCUUGUUCUUCCCCACCCUCUCCACGCCUGGGAAGGACGCCCGGGUACGGCGUCGUAGGGCUUUGGACCCCUCCGGAGGUGGGGGACCUUUCAGAGCCACGGGUAUUUCUGCCCCAACGUGUUUUUGCAGUGUUGGAUCUGCCGGGAAGAGGUGCGACAGAAACACGGAUCUCAAGGCUUCUCCUGCAAAGAGGAUUUGGGCGUUUAAAGGAGAUGGGAGCUCCCGGCGGGAAGCGGGGGAGAGCUGUGUCGAGGAAACAGGGUAUCCGAGUGCUGCAGGACUCUCCGGGGAGGAAGGAUCCUGGAUCUGGGGCCAUCCUCCCCGGGCCGGGCUGGCCUCGCCGCCCUCUGCUUUUAAAUCAAACCGAUUGUGGAUGUUUUAAGGGGCUGUUUUCUUCCCGCGGGCAGGCGCCAUCCGCGUGGUGCCAAGGGCUGGAUGCGGGAGGGCGAGGGGCCCCCCCGGUCCCUCCCGCGGGGCGACGGGGGCUGCCCCGGCGGGGCGCGGGGGUUCCUUAUCGCUCCGCUUGCCCUUGCUGUUCCCGGGGGGAAAAGGCAGCAGCGAGCUGCGAGGCCGGGGCCAAGCAUGUGAAAGGCAGAGCCUUGUUGCCAAUAAAACUCCAAACAGUGUCUCAAGAAA